AUGAUAAACUCCGAUGAUAUCCACGAUCUGUUAAAUACCGGCCUCAUUACUCCUAUUCCCGAUUCAACUGUCUCCAAGAUCAUCUCUCUGCCUCCAUUCAUUUCUGUCCCCGGGGUAUCAAAUUUCCGAGACUUAAGCUAUGAGAACAACUUGCGCCCCGGCUAUGUCUACCGGUCUGCGAAUUUGUCAGACAUCACAGAAGAAGGGAAGGUGAUGUUCGCUGUUGAUUUGGGCAUUACAACGAUCUUCGACUUGCGGAAUGAGGGUGAAAGGGCGAAGGCCCCACCUCCACAGAUCGAAGGAAUCGACAUGAUCUGGAUGCCCUAUGGCGCCAGGCCAGCUUCACUAAAUCUACGUGAUUUCGCUGGGGAGGACAAGGGCGCUAAUGGGUUUGUCAAGAUGUACAUGGGUAUCCUCGAGGCAUGUGUGCCGGUUUUCACCCAAGUGUUCAAACAUAUCCGGGACCAACCUGAUGAUCCGUUUGUUUUCCAUUGUUCUGCCGGCAAAGACCGUACAGGCGUCCUAGCAGCACUUAUCUUGCUGCUCAUGGGCCGAUCCCAGGACGAAAUCAUCAAUGAUUAUAUCCUCACGCGGGCAGGAUUAGAAAAUGUGCGGGAAAAUCUGGCGCAAGCUUUGGCUCUUGAUGAAGGAACCGACCAUCUGAGCCCCGAAGCGAUCGGCAUGUUAGAGCUGAGCGGCGUUCGGGCGCAAGCCAUGGCGGCCUUCUUAAAGACCUUCCAUUCCACCUACUACGGCGGUGCGUAG
Penicillium subrubescens is the source of this 765-nucleotide messenger RNA. RefSeq names its product tyrosine-protein phosphatase. Gene Ontology annotation, molecular function: phosphoprotein phosphatase activity. The transcript has 2 exons. Bases 1 to 765 code for a protein of 254 amino acids. The record is from RefSeq and is a predicted model, not a curated record. Gene Ontology annotation, biological process: dephosphorylation. NCBI's taxonomy places the organism in Eukaryota, Fungi, Ascomycota, Eurotiomycetes, Eurotiales, Aspergillaceae.